AUGUUCACCUCUUUGGUUGAAGGUAGCUUGCUGGCACAUUCUGUCAUUUCAAAAUUAAGCCAAACGCAUCCGUGCUCGUCAAUUGCUUUUCCUAAUGUCCCUGGAGCAAAGGUGCUGUCCGUUGUUGGAGUUGAAAGACACAAUCUUUCUAUUCCUGUCAACCCGUGGUUCCGCUCUUCGUCGCCAGUAUCCAAUCUCGAUAUAUGUGAUGUAAAUGUUACUUUGACGCAUGCAUCCGAAGGGGAUACCGUGUUGGUGAAGUUAUACCUUCCACUCAACAUCACCAAUUGGAAUGGCCGAUUCCAAGCCAUUGGAGGUGGUGGAUAUGCUGUUGGAAACUCUGGAGGUACUUUUGGCGACAGUCUUGCCACCCCGGCCGGCGAAGGUUUCUCAACAGGAUGGUCUGAUGGCGGCCAUACCAACAAUCCCAUAGACCCAUCUAGUUGGGCACUCACAUCCGAUGGCCAGGUCAACAACGCAUUGGUGGCCAACCUUGCAACUCGCUCAGUACAUGAUCUAGCGGUGGUUGGGAAGGCAGUCAGCGCCAGCUACUAUGGCCAAAAGCCUGCCUAUUCGUACUACAAUGGCUGCUCUACCGGAGGCAGACAAGGAUACAUGGAAGCCCAGAAGUAUCCUCACGAUUUUGAUGGUAUUCUCGCCAUGUCGCCUAUUAUCUACUGGCCGACGGUUGUGCCGGCUGAGUACUGGGCUCAGCUUGUCAUGCAGGAAGCAGGUGUGUUUCCAACUCAACAGGAGUUUAUGGCUUUCUACAGUGCGGCCAUUUCAGCGUGUGAUGAGCUGGACGGGGUUAAGGACGGUAUCAUCAGCUCUUUGAACUGUCCUUUUGACCCUGCUACUUUGCUUGGAACGACAGUCGAUGUGGAUGGCAGCUCUGUGAACAUCACCCAGACUGUUGUGGACAUUGUCAAAAAGACCUUGGAUGGGCCUCGCAAUCGUGAGGGCAAAUCUCUCUGGUACGGGAUUCUUCCAGGAACCCCCUUUGCUGGUGUCGCAAAUACAAAAACCACGAAUGGUUCUACAACUGGGGUCCCCUUCCCCAUCAGCUCGAGUUGGUUCCAAUACUUUCUCCAAAAGAACCCAGAGUACGAUACUACAACCAUGACAUACGACGAGUACUUGGAUUUCUUUACACAAUCGGAAAACGAGUACACCAAGUUCUUCGGCGCAGAAGAUCCAGACUUGUCCUCGUUCAAGGCAGCUGGCGGAAAGCUGAUUACCUGGCACGGACUAUCGGAUCCUGCUAUCAUGCCCCAGGCUACCAUCAACUAUCGCAAGCAAGUGGAAAAUACCAUGGGUGGUUCGUCCGCUGUUAAUGAAUUCUACCGUCUGUUCAUGGCGCCCGGUGGUGUGCAUUGUGCCCCUGGCGUUGGACCGACACCUAAAACCCAGACUGCAAUCGAAGCUCUGGUGUCUUGGGUUGAAGACGGCCAUGCUCCAGACACAUUACGAGCGUCAACCAAUGAAAAUAUUGGCAAUGUCAUUACGCGGGAUUUAUGUCCUUAUCCGCUUGUUGCUCGCUAUAAUGGUACUGGGGAUUUCCACUCUCCCGAAAAUUUCCAUUGCGCCAAAACAUUCAGCUCCGAGCCUUGA
This is a messenger RNA of Penicillium soppii, 1611 nucleotides long. RefSeq lists its product as uncharacterized. The transcript has a single exon. Bases 1 to 1611 code for a protein of 536 amino acids. NCBI's taxonomy places the organism in Eukaryota, Fungi, Ascomycota, Eurotiomycetes, Eurotiales, Aspergillaceae. The record is from RefSeq and is a predicted model, not a curated record.